GAGAGGGGUUGCUGCGGCUGUCAUGGCGUCCGGGGGGAACGGCGGGAGCGGAGCCGCCGCUGCUGCUGCUGCUGUUGCUGCUGCGGGCGCGGAGCCGCUGCAGGGUGAAGGCGUUGGGCGCGCGGAGGGCGGCGGCGGCUCCGGCUCCGGCUCGGGCUCGGGCUCGGGCUCGUGCGCCUCCUCCCUGUCCGCGAGCUCCGAUGACCUUGAGCCUGAAUGGUUGGAUGGUGUCCAGAAAAAUGGGGAAUUAUUUUAUUUAGAAAUGAGUGAAAGUGAAGAAGAAACUUUACUUCAGAACACCUGUCCAGAAAUUCCAGCAGUGAAUCAUGUCAGGUUUCGUGAAAAUGAAGCUGAAGUUAUUCAGGAAGGAUCACGAAAAGAAAGAAAGUAUGAACUGAAGAAAUUGACAAAAAUAUUAAAAAAGAAGAAUCUUUUACCAAAGCAUUCUGGUAAGAAAGGGAGUGGAAGCUGUAACGUGCACUCCACUGGUCCUACUUCCAUACUGAAACACCAAUCCACGCAGAAAACGGGUGUCACUGUUCAGCAAAAAUACAAAGAUAUAUAUGUUUAUGUAAAUCCCAGAAAACUGUACGGUGCUGGAGAAGAUGAGCAGCACAGGCUUCUGGAGGCCUUGGUAGGGAUAGUACAUCAGACAUCAUGGAGCAGCAGACGAGCAGAAAAACAAGGCAAGAAGGAUAAAGUCAUCAGAGGAAUCAGUGAAGAGAAGCUUGUAGUGCAUGGCUUGGUGCCAGGUAGUUCAGCAAUGAAAACGGGUCAAAUACUGAUUGGAGAUGCUCUAGUUGCUGUAAAUGAUGUUGAUGUGAAUUCUGAAAACAUAGAAAGGGUUUUGUCUUGCAUUCCAGGUCCUAUGCAGGUAAAACUCACAUUCGAAACAUCAAUAUUUGAGGCUGAAGGAACAUCUCAGCAAAGGAGUAAGCGGGCACAGUCAAGUAUGAACAACCUGGUUCGGCUUUUGUGGGGGGAAGACAGCGCGGACCUUCAACAGGUGACACGAGAUGUGCCUCAUAUUGUUAUGUUCCUCUCGCUGAAACUGGACUCGGAAACAUCUAAGGAUGAGCAAGAAAUUCUUUAUCAGUACCCCAUAUCGGAAGCAUCCCAGAAACUCAAAAAUGUGAGGGGAAUAUUUCUCACGCUCUCUGACAUACUGGAAAGUGUUACUGGUACCCAGAUUAUCAGUUCCUCCCUUUUCGUAUGUGGAAAACUGGUUCAAGUUGUUUACUGGAAAGAAUGUGACAAGUUGCUUGUAAUUGGCCUUCCUGAAGAAAAUGUGCCACUUACCCAGUUAAGGACCAUGUUGGAAAAUGUUGUCAGGACCUUAAAAUUUAUGUACAGCUCUUUAGACAGUGCUUUUUGCCAGGUGGAAAAUGUUUCUCGUCUGGAUCAUUUUUUCAACCUCUUCUUCCAGCGAGCACUUCAGCCUGCAAGACUCAGCUCAAACGCCAGCUCCAGUGCUCAACACUAUGAUACCUUCAGUGCCUUAUUCUUAGAUAAUCUCCCAGGCUUGCGCUGGCUGACACUGCCUCAGGAAAUCAAGAUGGAAAUUGACACAGCACUGAGUGAUCUUGAAGCAGCUGACUUUGCAGAACUGUCUGAAGAUUACUACGACAUGAGAAGAUUAUAUGUGAUUAUGGGCUCUUGUCUCUUCUACAAGGGUUACUUGAUCGGUAAUCACUUGCCAAAGGAAGAUCUUAUUGAUAUAGGUUUAUAUAGCCGGCACUAUUGUCUGUUACCCUUGGCAGCAGAACAGAAGAUUGGUCAGUUAGUGAUAUGGCGGGAGGUAUUUCCACAGCAUCACAUCCAGCCAUGCGAAGUGUCAAGUUUUACAGGAUACAGAGAACCUGAAGCAAGAUACUUCUUAUUGAUAGUUGGCUUGAGACACUUCAUGCUGUGUGUUCUGCUAGAGGCAGGAGGCUGUGCAUCAAAAGCCAUUGGGAAUCCAGGACCAGACUGUAUAUAUGUAGAUCAGGUCAAAGCCACUAUACUUCAGCUGGAAGGAAUAGAUGCCAGCAUAGAGGAAAGGCUAGAUUCUCCUUCCAUUCCACCUUUAUCUUGUGCAGACUGGUUCCUUCCUGCAACACGUGACAAACUGGAGAGCUUGACCACCUCACCCAUCCUAAGCAAGAUACAAAAUGCUUCCAAAACAGUAACUACUCCAGCAAGCAAAAGGACCCUGUUUGGUGACUCUUCCUUAACAACACGUAAGCCGAGCCCUACGAGAAGCAGUGGAGGACCUGACCAUGGCAAUGAAGGUCCUGCAGAAGAUGAAAGCAGUAAUCCACAAGCUGUAGCCGAUCAGGUCACUAGAAAAAAGCAUACACUACCAAAUCCAUUUAAUUUAGGAAACCCUAAAAAGAACUUGUCAGAGAAGGAUAUAGAACUCUUUAACUCUAUCAAGUUGACAUCUGGUCCUGAGAAUACCCUCUUCCACUAUUUAUCUUUGGAAACAAUGCAAGGAAUCUUUAUUACUCCAACUCACAAGGAAGUAGCACAGCUUGGUGGCUCCAUCCACCCGCAGUUAAUCGAGAAUUUUCAUCGUUGCUGCCUUUCAAUUCGCUCAGUUUUUCAGCAGUCCAUGAAAAAAGAAAAGAAGAAGAAAGGCAGCAAGAUUUCAGAAUUUAGUACAGCAGAUGAAGACCUAGAUCUGAUAAGAGAACAUGGAGUCUUGUUUGAAUGCUCUCCUGACAACUGGACUGAUCAAAAGAAACCACCACCAACAAUGAGUUACUGGGUUGUGGGGAGACUCUUCCUGCAUCCAAAACCUCAGGAGUUUUAUGUCUGUUUUCAUGACUCAGUCACGGAAGUUGCUGUUGAACUGGCCUUUAAACUGUCCUUUGGUUUAGCUACAUAGACGAGCUUCAUGAAUAUUCAGCCAUCCUUGUUGUCUCUUUAAAGUACUUAAGUAUAACGAGAAAAUAACUCAACUGUGGUAUCCACCUAUAGCAUAUCUUUGAAAUGCUUUUAAGAAAGUAAAUCGACAUCGUGGUAUGACACAGGUGAAACUUCAGAGAUGAUUCCAAUGACCUCAUCAAUUGAAUACUUAAAAAGUUUUCAGAGAACCAAAGUUCUUAUUUUUAUAUAGUGCCAAAUUAUUUAUCCCAAUUGUAACUUUAUUAUAUGAAAACCUCACAUAAUUUGUACGUUCACUGCUGUUCAGUGUACAGUAUUCAGUGUAAAAUGAGUUGAUAUCCUCAAAGUGCUCUGUGAAUAUUUGGCACUCACCGAUGGGGAAAAAUAUAUUUACCUAUUAAUGAAGAUUUUGUACCUCUAAGGGCAUAAAAAAUACUGAAAUGUAUUUAGUAACAUUAUGUUAAUCAACACAGAAAAAUCUUUUAGCAGAUUAAUGGCAUUUAGCCACACAAAACUGAUGUCUUACAUUUUUUGCCAGUAUAGUCUGCUGCACACCCAAGGCCUAUAGCGUGAGUGAUGUUUUACUUGAUUUCAUGAUUUUUAUUGUAAAUAACACAUUUGUUAAAAAAACAGUUUUGAAGGCACAAAAAAGAGGUGCAGAGGGUGAUAUUUUUGUGUAUGCAUGCAUAGCUACUUUGUAUUAUAAUCAUAAUUUCUUAAUAAAAAUGUUUAUUUUUCAAAGACCAGUACAGUGCUACUCUAUUU
Molecule: messenger RNA, 3633 nt
Organism: Cygnus atratus (black swan)
Lineage: Eukaryota; Metazoa; Chordata; Aves; Anseriformes; Anatidae
Gene: INTU
Product: inturned planar cell polarity protein
Exons: 16
Coding region: 23-2869 (948 amino acids)
Biological process (GO): cilium assembly; vesicle-mediated transport; establishment of planar polarity
Cellular component (GO): cilium; cytoplasm
Molecular function (GO): protein binding
Source: RefSeq, a predicted model, not a curated record